Molecule: messenger RNA, 1257 nt
Organism: Diplodia corticola
Lineage: Eukaryota; Fungi; Ascomycota; Dothideomycetes; Botryosphaeriales; Botryosphaeriaceae
Exons: 1
Coding region: 1-1257 (418 amino acids)
Source: RefSeq, a predicted model, not a curated record
AUGACUCUCUCAAGUCCAACCCUUCCCCCUCUCUUACCUUCCGGAACCGCCGAUCUCACUAGCACCACGACCCCAUCUCCAAACAGCACACCGACCCUCCUCACCCUCCCGCUCGAGCUCCACCUCCUUAUCGGCGCCCAGCUUCCUUUCCCGGCUUACCUGUCUCUCCGGCUCACGCAUCCCUACCUUCAUCACGCCCUAGCCGCAUCCGCCCAACCGCCGCCACUGCGGGAGCUCGACCCGUGCGCCCGCGUCGCCGUUCAGACAUACCUGGCGCCGUACCUCUCCCCAUCCACUUCGACCACCGGAGGAGGCAUCGUCAACCGCGUUCCAUCAAAGCACCAAACACUACAGCAGCGUCACGAACAGCAACAGCAACAACAACAACAACAACAACAACAACGCUGUGCUCUCUGCGGCAACGUCUACCCCAUCCGCCUUUUCAAAAGCGCCGCCAGCCCAGCAUGUUCAGCGCAGGAUCUGGGCCCCGCCCGCACCGCCACCGGCAUCCAUCGUCGCCGUCACCAUUAUCCCUCCUCGCCAUUCAACUGGGACCGGGCUUGGGCAAGCUUUGGAAGAGCGGAGACGGCAGUGGAAGCGGCGUUGGCAUCGGAGGGAGCACGCGGAAGCAGCAGUGACGAAGCAGCGCAGGAAAACGGCAUCAGCAACAGGAAACCCGACAACGACAACGACACGCUAGCCGCGAAGCGUCGGGGAGAGCCGGGCUGGGACGUGGUCGAGCUGCCGCAACGGGUGUGCUGUUGGCACGUGGGACGGUUGACGAGGGUGGUGAGAGUCAAACAGCAACAGCAACAGCAACAAGACAUGCAGAUGCAGGAUGCAGGUGUAGACGACGACAGCAACAACAACAACAACAACAGCAGCAACAGUCGUCGGAACAAGAACAAUAGCAGGGCCGGAGCGGCAGCCAUCAAGGAAAUACUGACACCAAACCAAUCAUCGCUUGCCGUUGAUGAUGAUGACGAUGAGGAGAGAACCGGGACCAUGCUGCAGGCGGCCGCGUGGGUCAGCCGCGUGGAGCAGAUGUGCACCCACUGUGGGGCAAUCCAGGCGUGGACGCCGUGCCGGUGCCGGUGCCAAGGCUGCGGGUUGAGGGCCGCCAGGACGUAUACGCGAUACGCGAAGCCGGGUUGGCGCUGCUCGGGUUAUGUCUUCUGGCGAGACGACGGAGGCAAGCUGUGGGUGAGGGAGACAGUGGCGGUUAGGGGUUCGGAUGGUAUGAACCCUGCCCAAUGA